AUGUCGGGGCAACUGGGAUCUGAAUGCCCAUUGGAAGACGAUUUGAAGUAUGCCAAAGAAUUUCAUGUGAUAUCUACUGUUACUAUGUGGCUCUUUUGGUUUACUAUGCCACCAAGUUUGACAUUGAAAAACUUCGAAAGUUUGGAUCUUGGAAAGAUUGAUGAGACCAAUGAUUCUGGAUUAGCAUCAUAUGUUGCUGGACUAUUUGCCCGCUCUCUCAGCUGGAAGGAUGUGAAAUGGCUUCAGUCAAUCACUACAUUACCAAUUCUGUUAAAGGGCGUAAUUACUGCUGAGGAUACAAGGUUAUGCAUACAAGCUGGAGCUGCAGGAAUAAUUGUAUCCAAUCAUGGAGCUCGGCAACUAGAUUAUGUCCCUGCAACUAUUAUGGCUUUGGAAGAGGUCGUCAAAGCUGCAGAGGGCCAAAUUCCUGUUUUCUGGAUGGUGGAGUGAGGCAAGAAGC
Messenger RNA from Rosa chinensis, 460 nucleotides. RefSeq names its product (S)-2-hydroxy-acid oxidase GLO1-like. Lineage: Eukaryota; Viridiplantae; Streptophyta; Magnoliopsida; Rosales; Rosaceae. Gene Ontology annotation, molecular function: oxidoreductase activity. The transcript has 6 exons. Bases 1 to 450 code for a protein of 149 amino acids. The record is from RefSeq and is a predicted model, not a curated record.